Molecule: messenger RNA, 5037 nt
Organism: Gasterosteus aculeatus aculeatus (three-spined stickleback)
Lineage: Eukaryota; Metazoa; Chordata; Actinopteri; Perciformes; Gasterosteidae
Product: transcription intermediary factor 1-alpha
Cellular component (GO): chromatin
Molecular function (GO): protein binding; zinc ion binding
Source: RefSeq, a predicted model, not a curated record
AUCUCAUUCUGUCAUUUUAGCCACAAAGACCAUGGUCUUCUCAUUGUGUUUUGCUCUCUCCCCUUUUGGCAGGUUUCAAUCUUUGCAGGUCAAGUGUUAUUAGUGCAUGCUUGCUUUAACUUUCAAUUAUGUUUAUACGACUGCAGUUAAUCUCCCUUGCUGUGAGAUUUCUUCAUUAAGGUCAGGUUGACUUUUUUUUGGUCCUCGUUGCUCGUUCUCUCUUUCGUGGAAGAUGAGCAGAAUAUAUGAGGUCACUUCGUACGAAUUCCUCAACACUAUUAAACAACCGCCCAAAAACAAUGAAAUGUAAAAUGUAACUCAAAGGGAAAAAAUACGUGGCUGGGGGCGUGGCCUAGUGGUACCGGUCCAAUAAACCAACGUAACUAUUUCUUCUUUUUAACAUCAACUUUGGGGGGAUAUUCACUUGUUUCAGGAUCGCCAAAAAAAUACUACCGUGGCUGUCAACACAUCCGGGAGCCGAGUUCCGGCCUUCAAAAUAAAACAAAGGUCUCCGAGUAUCAACCGUAUGGAUCGCACGUAGACGUGCACCCGUUUAUGUAUAUUCGUUACAUUGACCUGUAGAUCCAUCGACGUGUGUGAUGCAGCGUUACUUUAGUGUCGCUCCCGAUCGCCGAAGAAAAAUGACAUCGACCGGAAAAUGCGUCACAGCGCGAGCGUCCGGUUUAGGCCAAUGAAAGCGAGGCCGAACGACAAAAAAGGAUGAUCCGGAGGAGAGAAGGGUGCGAGAUGCAGGUGAGAGAAGAUGCGGAGGGGACUGCCCGUCACCUCGUAGGCCUCAUCGAGCAGCAGAUGGACGGCUGCGUGGACGAGCGGGACACGGCGCGCGGGCACGAUGCCGAGAACGAAGCCGAGAGCAUGCAGGUGCGAGAGGAAAAGUCCGGCGCCACCGGCCAAAAGCACCUGGACACUUGCCCCGUUUGCCGGCUGAACUUCCACAGUCGGGAACCCAAACUUCUGCCCUGCCUGCAUUCUUUCUGCAAGAAAUGUCUGCCCGCGCCCUGGAGGAAUUUGGCCGCGGCAGAGCCGCUAAACUCCCCCAGACCACUGAACGUGAUGCGCUGUCCGGUGUGCAGGCAGGAGUGCAUGGAGGUAGAUGUGAUGGAAAACGUCUUUGUGAAGGACUCCGUUGAGGCUCCCAGCAGCACAGUGGAGAGGGCAGUCCAGCUCUGUAUGACCUGCGACGACAACACCGAAGCGGUGGGGUUUUGCGUGGACUGUGUGGAGUACCUGUGUUCCACGUGUGUGGAGGCCCACCACAGAGUCAAAUUUACCAAAGACCACACCAUCAGACAGAAGGCAGAAAUCAUGCACGAGGUCCACGGGGCGUCGCCUCAGAGGCAGAUGUUCUGCAACAUCCACAAACAAGAGCCGCUGAAGCUGUUCUGUGAGACCUGUGACCUGCUGACCUGCCGUGACUGCCAACUGGUGAAGCACAAAGACCACAAUUACCAGUUCCUUGAAGAUGCUUAUAAAAGCCACAAGCAGCACAUGGAGAACAUGACCCAUCAGCUGCAGGAGAAAAAGAAACACAUUGAAGAGAUCUCAAACUCCAUAAACAAAGGACUCCUUCAGGUUGAUCAGAACCGCACGUCAGUCCAUGAUGAAUUAAAGAAAUCCAUCUGCAGUUUGAUUCUGGAGAUAAACAAGAAGGGCAAGAUGCUAGCUAAUCAACUUGAGGCUGUAACAAAGGACCACGAGAGUGUCCUCCGAAAACAACAGGAGGACAUCGGCUAUCUGUCCAGGCACCUGGACCACGUCAUCCACUUCACCAAAUGGGCCACAGCCAGGAGCGGGGGAACGGCCCUCCUGUACUCUAAACGCCUGAUUCUGUUUCAGAUUGGAAACCUCCUGCGGGCGAAAUGUAGUUCCUCGUUUAUACCACAGAGCACUGUGCGCUUCCACAGUCGAGCCUCUUACUGGGCGUCAAACGUCGAUCUGGGCUCUUUAGUGGCGGAGAGUGUGCCAGGCAAUCAGCCGGGUGGUUUUCAGGGCAUCCCACAUCAGCUCUCCCACCCUGGCCCCCCCUCAGGUUCGGCCCACAGCUUUGCCCUGGGAGCCCCCCACGACACUCUGACUCAGCUCCAGAUGCAGGUGGACAAGCUCACCCCGCAGGGCGACUGGCAGCCCCGACCGCCUCCUCCGCCCCGGUCGUGGUACCAGAGUGUCCGGCUGCAGCCGACCGUCCCGGGGCCCCCGCGAGGAGGCGGCUCUCCCUCCCUCCAGCCAGCUCGCAGGCUUACGGGGCCCCCUCCCAACCGAGUCAGCCCAACGAGCAGCCUAGCGAGCCCUGAGUUCACGCCACAGCCUCUGAGGGGGAUGGGCGGCGGCUCCAUCUACCAACCCAAAGCCAUGGAUGUGUUCUCCCCUUCACCUCCGUACGCCCACGGCGGCAGCUCGCCGCAGUCACGACAGACGAUGGAGCCUACGUACGUGAGGAAUGACCCACGUGGUCCGGUCUAUGUGCUGAAACCAAACUAUCCCCACAACCCGCCACCGGCUUUGCACCACAGAAGCGUGCAAGGAGAGCAGAAUUCACCAGGGUACGCUGCCGCGUCCCAGGAGGAGAAACCGGGGACUGUUACCUGGAAACCUCCAGAAACACAGCAGGCUGGGGGAGCGGUGGGCUCGGCUGUCAAGAAAAGACGGAGAUCGUCCCCAGUGCCCAUCAUCGUAAUAAAAGAUGAGCCAGAUGAGGACAGCAGCUACGUUCAAAGCAAACAAAGAUCCAGCCUCCCCGACAGCACGGGGGACCAACCCCCUAUCAGCGCCCGCGGAGAGGAGAACAAAGGCCCAACUCCUCUCCGGAGCACCGGCGCCGAACCCCACAGCCGCCCUCCGCCUCCCAGCAGCCCGCGGGACCAGAGGGGAGGAGCCCGGCCCCCCGCUCCGCUGGACGACCCCACUGGAGGCUGGUGUGCUGCGUGUCACACUGGGGGGCAGCUGCUAUGCUGCCAUAAGUGUGCCAGGCUUUUUCACCUUUGGUGCCAUGUUCCAACUCUCCUCAAAUAUCCCAGUGGCGAAUGGCUUUGCUCUCUGUGCCGCGACCCGUUAGCGCCCGAGAUGGAGUACGACUGCCAGGACGAAGCUGGAACUGAAAAGAAGGAGGCAGGAUUUUCCCCCGUGGACAAACGAAAGUGUGAGAAGUUGCUGCUGCGCUUGUUUUGCAGCAAACUAAGCUCCGCCUCCCCGGGGCCCGGGGCCCCCUGGGUAUGUGCUAAUAACUGGCCGGCCAUCAAGGGAACAACGAACCUCUCGGCUGUGAAAGAACGACUGGAGGCCAAUCAGACUCCGUGCUACCGAAGCCCUGCACACUUUGUAUCAGACAUCAGGCUCCGCUUAGGGAACGGCUCAGCGCUCAGUGAGGUCGACACGCAGGUCACCGCGGCAGGCAGGAGGCUUAAGGAGCUGUUUGAAGAGCAACUCGGGAUCGUCUUCCCCGAGCAGACCUUUCCAGAAACCAAACUUGAGAGGAUACCUGCUGGCCCUCCUGACUCCCAGCUCUUGUCUCUUGACAAUAUAAUCCAGCGUGCAAAGCGCCAGCGCACAUGCUCAGACUCCCAGGACGCGCCGAGCCGUCCCAGUGGAGCGGAGGGAACAAAUCUUCUCAAUCGUUCGGAUAUUUGACACUUCCAGCAGCAGCUAAUAUGUGGUGUGUCACACAAAAAUGAAUUCUACAUGAUCAUCAGGUCACCCACAAUGUGUUGUAUGUUUACCGAUGAAAUAGCGAGCAAAGAAGUGAGAUACAACAGAUAAAGCUGACCAGUGUGUUUUAGAUCAACUUGCUCUCACCAAAUGACAGCUGUCAUGACGCAGUAAAUGAUCCAAUCAUUCGUCGGCUGAUCGAUGGCGUGUCCAGGUCUAGUGUGUUGUUCCUGCUCUCAGUGUGUAAAUAUUAAAGUGACGGGGAAGGACGUGAAUCUUUGUAGAGUCAAAUGCAUUGCGGGGCCCCUGGAGGCCAGUAAAGUGAAAACAUGAAAGGAAUCGAAGCCGUGUGAGAUGUUACAUUGUCCCACGUCAUUAAACACUUCCUGCUUGGUUGGCUUUCAGGUUAAUGUUACGGGUUAUUGUACGUCCAUUUACAAUGAAUCUAUUGUCUUCAGAUGCUAUGUGAGACUGUUUCAACUUUUACUGAGAUCAUUUCAGUAAUACACGAUCUGCUUUCCUAUAAUAACCCAGAGCCAGAACAUUUAGCCAUACAGGUGAACUCGCAGGUGUUUACAGUGUGAAAUAAAACACGAUUCUUGGUAAAUAUGAAUGUUGUUACCUACUUGAAAUGAAUCUUUCUGACAUUACAACUUAAGACAUUGCUGUUUUUGUUAAGACACUUUCUCCUUUAACAAGCGAACAGCAAACAAGUCUUCUGGGCCCCUCUGGUCCCCACGGGGCCCCCGAGUGCCGGGCUGUGUCAGUGGCCCUCUGCUGAUUGACACAGACGUGGCAGGACGCCCUUUGUUCGGCUUCAAAGGAACUGUACUCUGCCCGCCCACAGCGGGAUUAACACCCUGAAUGCGGCCCCGGCCCCUCCAAUGGCCUCCACCUAUGAGCUGGGGGGGGGUCAGCGCCCGCUGCUGUUUCUUGUUAAGGCCGGAGGUGUAGAGGAGGACUGCUGUGCUUUAGGCCGCCACUGAUCUGCCUCUCAUUUUGGGGGCAUUGGUCUUUUGUUAUGUGGCCUCUGAAGGCCAAUUAUCUAUUGUCUACGUCACGCUGAAGUAGAGAUAAGAUAAAGGGCCUCGGUAAACGGGGCCCGGUGUCGUGGUGGUGUAGCUUCACAGAGGGGGUUGCCACAUCCUCGACUGAUAAUCAUCUGUAGGAAGCUUAUCUGUGCUGCCAAAGCAACUUUUAACUUACAGUUUAAAUCUGUUUUCUGGACUCUUGUGAUACACACCUGGCUGUGCUUUUGUGGUUGUUGGGGUCCAAUCGAUGUCUUGGGAUGCGACAAUGUCGAUUGCUUCGAGAUAUAUGUUUUCCUUGUGCUACUGUAACAUUAAAGACAAAAAUAAAAGCUGUUGUUCUCUG